AUAACUUCUUGUGCUACGACGUGCUUUCCACGAUACAAGCCAGAGCAAAUUAAACAGUAUUAUCAAUAUCUGAGUUAACCUUGACGGUUGAAAAGAUUUUUUAACUUCCGCAUCAGGAUUGUGUUUUUGAUUAUGUAAAUUAAUAACGAAUAAAUUUCUUUUUGCAAGAACAGUUUUAUGACAUGCUAGCUAGCUAGCUAGCUAAUGUCUGGCAUAAAUAGAGUCUGGUAUAUUUAAAUCUGACAGAAGGAAACUAGCUUUCCACUGUCUCUAACAUGGGACGAAAGAAACAGGGAAAGUUUGUGCGACCUGACAACAAGGGCAAAGACAAAAGGCAUAAAAUGAAGGGGAAAUCCUUGGAGGCAUUUGAAGAAGAAAUGCACAGUGCUUUUGAAGCAAGUCUUCAUCUUGAAGAGGGAGCAGAGGCCCCUCAGGUGAAGCUGCCUUGUCCUCUUGCCAUGUGGGAGUUGGGUCACUGUGAUCCUAAACGUUGCACAGGCAGAAAGCUGGUACGCAAGGGCUUUGUGCGCAACCUGCGCCUCAAUCAGAGAUUUAACGGACUCAUCUUAAGUCCAAUGGGCACAAAAUAUGUGACACCAGCAGACAGGGAGAUUGUGGCACAAAGUGGGUUAGCGGUGAUUGAUUGUUCAUGGGCCAAACUGGAGGAGACGCCCUUCAGUAAGAUGAUUGGAUCUCACCCCAGGUUAUUGCCGUACCUGAUAGCUGCAAACCCUGUCAACUAUGGCAAACCUUGCAAGUUAUCUUGUGUUGAAGCGUUUGCUGCCACUUUCUGCAUUGUUGGUUUUGAAGAACUAGCUGUGCUCUUGUUGAAGAAAUUCAAGUGGGGCACUGUGUUCCUGGACCUCAACAAGGUUCUACUGGAUCGCUAUGCUGCUUGCCAGUCAGAAGACGAGCUGCUCUUGGUGGAAAAAGAGUAUUUGACGUCUAAACCAGAGGAGGAGGAGUUUGAUCCAUUUGAUGUGAACUCUGGAGUAGAAUGCAGGAAUCUUAACAGACGUCUGUGUGACCUUGAUGAUGGUGAUUCAACAGAAGAGGAUACAGACACCUCAGACGAUGACAAAGAUGAAAAUGACACAGAAGAUGAAAAAACACAGAGCAACAGUUGGUUAAGAACAUCAAAUCAAGAUGAUGAAAAAGACUGAACUAAAAUGGUCUCUAUAAAGCAUAUGCAAACUAUGGACGCUAUUACCACAAGGACUUGCGUAACUUAAAAAAAAAAAUCAUGUUACAUACAGAUAACAGUUAUUUGGGACUAUCUGAUUUUGCAACGUUUUCUCUUAAAUAAUAAAAAUAUGUUAUAAA
This is a messenger RNA of Cheilinus undulatus (humphead wrasse), 1323 nucleotides long. RefSeq names its product TSR3 ribosome maturation factor (gene tsr3). Bases 276 to 1163 code for a protein of 295 amino acids. Gene Ontology annotation, molecular function: rRNA small subunit aminocarboxypropyltransferase activity. The record is from RefSeq and is a predicted model, not a curated record. Gene Ontology annotation, biological process: maturation of SSU-rRNA. The transcript is spliced from 6 exons. NCBI's taxonomy places the organism in Eukaryota, Metazoa, Chordata, Actinopteri, Labriformes, Labridae.